UGGGACCCCGGCCCGGCCGCCGCCUCUGCACGCGUCCCGUUAGACCACCCAUCCCGCGAGCCCAAACUGCCCUCGCUCCCCGCGCUGUGCGCCCCCGCCGCGACCCCCGCCCGGCUCGGAGGAUCUUCCAGCCCCCGGGAUAGGAUUCCUGGGGAGGGGGUCUGAUCCCUUGGAACUCUGGCCCCAUCACCCGGGGCGGGGAGGGAGCCAAAAUUCCUACUAAGUCACAUAGUGAAGUUGGAAAACAUACUCAAGACCUCCCUGCACGCGCCGGCGCCUCCUGCCCUCCCCUAGGAGGGUGCCCUUGGAGGAUGUACCCUCGACGCCCCCAUCCUCGCCCCGCGGCUGGGGACAGGGUUGCUGGGAGGGUGCAGGUGGGUGCCCUUGAUCUAGCUCGAGCCUGAUGGUGGAAGAGGCUGAUCGAAAAGAAAGACACCUGUUGGGAUGGUCCUCCAGGCACUAUGAGGACCAACGAAUUCUGACGCAGGACAGGGACUCUCCACCGGAAACCAGAAACAUACUGUCCCCCGCCCUCCCCAGCAGUGACCCAUUUCCCAGAGGGAACUGCCAGAGCCAAACCCGGCCCAGGACAGGAUUAUGUGUACUGGGUAGACCCGCAGAGAGAGGCCGAGAGGAGACCUGGGGUGGCAGAGAGCGGCAGAGGCUGAGAGGAGGUGGAGAGGGGACCCCGGCAUCAGAGAAGUUGCAGACAGUGACCAUCACCCUCCUCCCCUCUCUUGAACCACAACUGGCCCACCUCGCAACGACAGCUCCUUGGAUUCCUCUCCUGGGUGCCUUUCAGAUCCAACAGAAACAGUUCUUUUUUUCCUGGAAAGCAGAAGUACUUCUGGGAGGGCAGGAGUGGGAGCUGGAUGAAACCAUCCUACGACAGAGCCUGCCUGUGUGUGCUGAGCUGGCCCUGAAGCAGCCCCUAGGAUCACAAAGGGGCGGGCCGGUCUCCCCCACCCCUCCAUCCUCUCUGAGAGGCCCACUGAGGAGUCAUCCCUCCCAGCUGCGAGCUUUCUGGAGACUAGAGAGGCCCCAGCUGUGUUUGAUGCUGCUUCUGUCCCUCCCUCAGCUCUGCCUGGAUCAGGAGGUGAGCGCUGGACAGGUGUUGUCCGGACACACUCUUCAGACACCUGCAGAGGAGAGCCAGAGCCCUGAGGGUGUCUGGGGACCUUGGGACCAGUGGGCCUCUUGCUCCCAGCCCUGUGGGUUAGGGGUACAGCGCAGGAGCCGGACAUGUCAGCUCCCUACAGCUCAUCAUCUGGGCCUGCCCCUGCCUCCCCGGCCCCCAAGACAUCCAGAAGCCCUCCCGCCGCGGGGUCAGGGCUCCAGACCCCAGACUUCCCGAGAAACCCUCCCCCUGUACAGGCCACAGCCUCGGGGAAGGGGUGGCCCACUUCGAGGUCCUGCUUCCCAACCAGGGAGAGAGGAGACUCAGGAGAUUGCAGGGGCCAGGAGGUCCCGGGUUCGAGACCCCAUCAAGCCAGGGAUGUUCGGUUAUGGAAGAGUGCCCUUUGCAUUGCCACUGCAUCGGAACCGCAGGCAUCCCCGGAGGCCCCCCAGAUCUGAGCUCUCCCAGACCUCUUCUGGAGGGGAGGAGCCCCUUCCAUCCCUGACUCCAAAAGCAGAACCAUCCUCUGCAAACCACAGCCCCCAAACUCAGCUCCCUCCCACAGAACUGUCUGUCCACACUCUGUCGCCCCCAGAAGAACCUCUAAGUCCUGAAACUGCUCAGACAGAGCUGCCCCCCAGAACCAGGCCUGCCCUCCCACAGCCCCACCCUGGAGCCCAGGCCUCUGGCACAGGGCCCCCCUCGCCCACCCCCUCCUUAGGAGAAAGUGGCUUCUUCCACGUGUCCCCUCAGCCAAGAAUGCCAAGUUCUCAGGGUUGGGCUGGUUCUCAGAGAACAGGGAGACGCCCUGAUCCUUUCCCUUCUGUCCCCUGGCGCCGAGGCCAGCAGAGCCAGGGGCAUUGGAGACCUGGGGGGAAUCUUCACAGGCCCGUGGAGUCUGCCCCACACCACCCAGAGGGCUGGCUGCCUCUGCUGAGUGCUGGCCCCCACUCCAGCUCCCUCUGGAGCCUCUUUGCUCCCAGUAGCCCUGUCCCAAGAUGUUCUGGGGAGAGUGAGCAGCUGAGAGCCUGUAGCCAAGCGCCCUGCCCCCCUGAGCAGCCAGACCCCCGGGCCCUGCAGUGUGCAGCCUUCGACUCCCAGGAAUUCAUGGGCCAGCUAUACCAGUGGGAGCCCUUCACUGAAGUUCAGGGCUCCCAACGCUGUGAACUGAACUGCCGUCCCCGUGGCUUCCGCUUCUACGUGCGUCACACUGAAAAGGUCCAGGAUGGGACCCUGUGUCAGCCUGGAGGCCCAGACAUGUGUGUGGCUGGACGCUGUCUGAGCCCCGGCUGUGAUGGGAUCCUUGGCUCUGGCAGGCGUCCGGAUGGCUGUGGAGUCUGUGGGGGUGAUGAUUCUACCUGUCGCCUUGUUUCGGGGAACCUCACUGACCGAGGUGGCCCUCUGGGCUAUCAGAAGAUCCUGAGGAUUCCUGCCGGGGCGUCCCGGCUCCAGAUUGCCCAGCUUCGGCCCAGCUCCAACUACCUUGCACUUCGAGGGCCUGGGGGCCGGUCCAUCAUCAAUGGGAACUGGGCUGUGGAUCCCCCUGGGUCCUACACAGCCGGCGGGACUGUCUUCAGAUACAACCGUCCUGCUCGGGAGGAGGACAAGGGGGAGAAUCUGUCAGCUGAAGGCCCCACGACCCAGCCUGUGGAUGUCUAUAUGAUCUUUCAGGAGGAAAACCCAGGUGUUUUUUAUCAGUAUGUCAUCUCUUCAUCUCCUCCAAUCCUUGAGAGCCCCACACCAGAGCCCCCCAGCCUCCAGCUUCAGCCUGAGAUUCGGAGGGUGGAGCCCGCGCCUGCCUCUGCGCCCCGCCCCGCCCGGACCCCGGGAACCCUCCAGCGUCAGGUGCGGAUCCCCCAGAUGCCUGCCCCGCCCCAUCCCAGGGUGCCUCUGGGGUCUCCAGCUGGAUACUGGAAACGAGUGGGACACUCUGAGUGCUCGGCAUCCUGUGGGAAAGGUGUUUGGCGCCCCAUUUUCCUCUGCAUUUCUCGUGAGUCAGGAGAGGAACUGGAUGAAGGCAGCUGUGCGGUGGGCACCAGGCCCCCAGCCUCGCCAGAGCCCUGCCACGGCUCCCCGUGCCCCCCAUACUGGGAGGCUGGCGAGUGGACAUCCUGCAGUCGCUCCUGUGGCCCUGGCACCCAGCACCGCCAGCUGCUCUGCCGGCAGGAGUUUGGGGCUGGGGGCUCCUCGGUGCCUCUGGAACGCUGUGGACAUCUCCCCCGGCCCAACAUCACCCAGCCUUGUCAGCUCCGCCUCUGUGGCCACUGGGAGGUUGGCUCCCCCUGGAGCCAGUGCUCCGUGAGGUGUGGGCGCGGCCAGAGGAGCCGUCAAGUUCGCUGUGUUGGGAACAACGGUGACAAAGUGAGUGAGCAAGAGUGUACUUCAGGCCCCCCGAAACCCCCCAGCAGAGAGGCCUGUGACAUGGGGCCCUGCACCACAGCCUGGUUCCACAGCGACUGGAGCUCCAAGUGCUCAGCUGAGUGUGGGACGGGGAUCCAGAGACGGUCUGUGGUCUGCCUCGGGAGUGGGGAGGCCUUUGGGCCGGGCCAGGAGGAGGCAGGAGCAGGAACCAGUGAGCAGAGCUGUCCACAAGGAAGCCGCCCCCCUGACAUGCGUGCCUGCAGCCUGGGGCCCUGUGAGAUCACGUGGUGCUGGUACACAGGGCCCUGGGGUGAGUGCUCCUCAGAAUGUGGCUCUGGCACACAGCGUAGAGACAUCAUCUGUGUGUCCAAACUGGGGACUGAGUUCAACGUGACUUCUCCUAGCAACUGUUCCCACCUGCCCAGGCCCCCUGCCCUGCAGCCCUGUCAGGGGCAGGCCUGCCAGGACCGAUGGUUUGCUACACCUUGGAGUCCGUGUUCUCGCUCCUGCCAGGGGGGAGUGCAGACAAGGGAGGUCCAGUGCCUGAGCGCCAACCAGACCCUCAGCACCCGAUGCCCUCCUCACCUGCGACCCUCCAGGAAACGACCCUGUAACAGCCAACCUUGCAGCCAGCGCCCUGAUGAUCAAUGCAAGGACAGCUCUCCACAUUGCCCCCUGGUGGUACAGGCCCGGCUCUGCGUCUACCCCUACUACACAGCCACCUGUUGCCGCUCUUGCGCCCAUGUCCUGGAGCGGUCUCCCCCGGAGCCCUCCUGAAAUGGGUCCAGGAGACCCUCUCCAUGGUUUUCUCAUGCCGCCAUCGGUCACCCAUCGGCCAGCCUGCUUUGUGCCCCUUGGCUCUCCAGCCUGUCCCUGUCUCACCAGGGAUAUCCUCCAGAGUGACUGAAGGUGGCAAGGUGAUGGACAGUGACUGUCAAGACGUGUGGUUGGGUCUGUGUGGUGCCGUGGUGGUGUGUGUGUCCACAUCCCCCAGGAUGUGUAUCCAGGCCUGCAUGGAUGUGUGUGUGUGUGCGUGUGUGCGUGCUCAUACAUGUGUAUCGCUUUUCAAAAAGAAAUUACACAGACUGAACAGGAACGGGGAGGGUAUAAUACCUGUUUCCCUGAGACUUUCCUAGGCUGAGAGGAAAGCAAGUUUGCAGUUCUUUGCUAAUUCGAACUUAGAGUGUGGUCUCCCCAUCAACUCCAAUUUUUUUUCUUUUCUUUUUUACCAUCCAUUGGACUCUCCUUGAUAAAUCAACUCCAAUUUUGUGCCCAAACUUCAUUUCUCAUGUUCAGGCCUCACAUCUUCUAAAGCACCCUUUUGUCCCUGACCCCUUCUCCCUUUACCUAGUCUCUCUAUCCCUGUCUUCCUUCUUAGCUAGGGAUGGGGGUCAGCCACCGCCCAUCCUGCCUUACCCCAGGAAGAGAGACUGCCCGCAGAGCAGGGACCUGCUGGGCAGAAGGUGGAAAAAACGUCAGCAUAGGACCCCCUGGCCUGACUCCCCACCUCCUCAAAAUGGUUGCCACCCCAGAACUAAUUUAUUUUUUAUUAAAGAUGAUCAUGACAAAUGA
Microcebus murinus (gray mouse lemur) is the source of this 5050-nucleotide messenger RNA. RefSeq names its product ADAMTS like 4 (gene ADAMTSL4). NCBI's taxonomy places the organism in Eukaryota, Metazoa, Chordata, Mammalia, Primates, Cheirogaleidae. Gene Ontology annotation, cellular component: extracellular matrix. The record is from RefSeq and is a predicted model, not a curated record. Gene Ontology annotation, molecular function: metalloendopeptidase activity. Gene Ontology annotation, biological process: proteolysis; extracellular matrix organization.